Naumovozyma dairenensis CBS 421 is the source of this 2724-nucleotide messenger RNA. It is a transcript of the gene NAN1, whose product is annotated as Nan1p. The coding region runs from base 1 to 2724 and encodes 907 amino acids. The record is from RefSeq and is a predicted model, not a curated record. Gene Ontology annotation, cellular component: nucleolus. NCBI's taxonomy places the organism in Eukaryota, Fungi, Ascomycota, Saccharomycetes, Saccharomycetales, Saccharomycetaceae. Gene Ontology annotation, molecular function: protein binding; RNA binding. The transcript has a single exon. Gene Ontology annotation, biological process: positive regulation of rRNA processing; positive regulation of transcription by RNA polymerase I.
AUGCCACAAUCUCAAGUCCAACCAACAGUGUCACAACAAUAUAAAUUAUCCCUAGUUUCUGGUGGGACUCCAAGCCUACCAAGAGCAUCAUAUUCUUCCAGUUGUAAUAAGAAUAUAUCUUGUUUGACUGCAGAUCAGUUGAAUUAUAUCGUCCCAUUCAAUAACCAAAUUAAACUGUUUUCAAUAGAGACACGACAAUGUGUAAAGACAUUGAAGUUCAAUAACAAUGAAAUAUUAUCGAAAAUUUUCGAUUCUACAUCUGUAGCUCAUAUUGCAUUAGGUGAUUUACUUACAUUGUCAGCAGAUGAGGGGAAAAAUGAAGAAAAAUUUAUCACUAUUUUCACCAAAAAUGGUCAAAUUAUCGUUUUAAAUUACAAAGGAAAAUUAAUCGAAUCACCAAAAAUAGUCAAUUUAAACCUAUCUCCUGAACAAUCCAUCUUUAAAGUAUUCCAAUCCACGGAUGGUAAAGGUAAAGCAAUUUUGAAAAUUCUAACAAUCGUAGAUAAACCUUCAUCCUCUUUGGCAACUUAUCAUCUAUAUGAUUCAUCAGAUGAUAAACCAACUUUAGCAUUGAUUAAAUCAUUCGAAAAUGUCAUUUCAUUAACAUGGUCUUCCAAUGAUCAUUAUAUAGCUAUUUUAUCACAAAAUAAAGAAUCAACAAGUGACAAAAAAAUGAUACAUAUUCAAUCAAUAUUUGAUGAUUCAUACCAAAGAGAGUUCCCACUUGCAUCAGUUCUUUCCAAGACAACAACUCAACAUCAACCUGCUACUACGUCCAACAAUUCAAGAUACGUUUCAUCAAUGGCAAUCGAUAAUAAUGCCUCUCAAUUGGCAUUGGGGUUUGUUUCAGGUGUAAUAUCUAUCGUCAAUUUAGGUGAAAAUGCUAAUUUACAAACAAGAUUAUUAAAAUGGCACAUAGAUUCAGUAUUAUCGCUAGCGUUUAACGAAGAUGGAACUUAUCUUUUAUCUGGUGGUUGGGAAAAAGUAUUAAUCUUCUGGCAAUUAUCAACUAACUUACAACAAUUUUUACCCCGUUUAAAUGGUAUCAUUGUAGAUUGUCAAAUUAUUGGAUCCAAAUAUUACUCCAUUUCAUUACAAAUGAUUGAAAAUCCUACAAUGUCUCAAUAUCAAAUAUUAUUAUUAAACUCUUCAGAUUUAAUAUCAAAAUUAUCAAUAAAUGGUCCCUUACCAAUUUUCGCUAACCCAAUAAAAUCAACAAUCCAACCAAUUUCCUCAAUAAACACAAAGAUGUCCAAUUCCAUAUCUAAACUUAUCUCAUUCCAAGAAAAACAACAAAGAAAAUUACAUAACUUGAAAAGACAAGAUUUCACAACAUGUAUAAAGAUAAAUCCUAUCACUAAGAAUUUAUAUUUCCCUCACGUCUCCUCUUUACAAAUCUUUAAUUUUUACAAAAAUGAUCAAAUCUCAUAUCAAAAUAUGACAUCUACAUUAUCAAACUCAAUGGGUAAAGUGAAAACAGAAUUAAACAUUAAAGAACCAACCAUUGCCAAUUUAACAUUCACUCAUAACGGUGAUUGGUUAAUCACAUACGAGAUUGAAUAUCAACCUUCUGAUUUACUUUCAUCAAAUGAUCAAACUCAUAUUUUGAAAUUUUGGUCAUUAAUCCCAGAAAGUAAUCAAUGGGAAUUAAAAACCAAAAUUAUAAAUCCUCAUGGUAUCAAUGUUCCUAUUAUUAAAUUGAUUCCUUCUCCAAUUGCAUUUCCUGGGAAGGAAAUUGGUAUCUUGACAGCUGAUAAUAAUGGUGGUCUGAAAUACUGGAGUAUUGUUGAAGAGGAAAAUAAUGAAGAUGCGCGUGUUGCUAAUUGGUCUUUGACUAAGAUGUUACCUCCUAAUUUCAACCAUUUUAGUAAUUGUGUCUCAGUGGCAUGGUCUCAUGAUGGUAGUUUGAUAUUCCAUGGGUUUGAAUAUAAAUUACAAAUAUUGGAAUUUAAUCAUGAUAAAGAUGGAUCGGAAGGAUUUGUUAAAGUGGGUCAUGAGUUUAAUUUUGAUUCUGAAAUUCAAACCAUUACAUUGAGUAAUGAUUCUAAUUUAAUUGUGGUUACGAAGACUAAUUUAGUAGUUAUUAAUCUCUUAUUAGGUGCUGUGGUAACUACCCUCGAUAUAUAUCCAUUUGUUGAUGGUGCAUACAAGAAUGGUAAUUUGGAAAGAUUAAUUGCAUGCGAUCAAAAUUCUGGAAAUGUGGCUCUCGUAUUAAAUGGGAAAGCACAAGAUGAAAAGGAUGAAGUGAAAUAUAAUUCCAAGAUUAUUGUGUUUAACUCAGAUCUUUCUGUUAAGAUCGACAUUUUCAAUCAUGAUGAAUAUAUUUCAUGGAUUGGUUGGAAUUAUGAUAGUGAUUUCAUUUUCCUUGAUAUGUCUUUAAGACUUGGUGUUAUUGGUACUACAGUGAACAAUGAAAUGAUCGAUGAAGUCAAUAAAGAAGGUAUAUUUGAUGGAUUAAUGACUACUACAGGCAGCGAGGUGAUAACAAGUAAUGAAAAUAACCUGAAUACAGGUGAUAAAUUUGUAGAACAAUUACGAAAAUUAUCAAACAAGACUAACACGAACAUAGAUGCUGAGGCUGGAGACGAUAUGGUGACCGACUUGAUAAACGGUGAAAAGAAGGAGAAAUCAUUAAAUAUGAAGAGCUUUACAGGUAUGUUCGACAAUAUUCAAAACAUUCAAAUGGAUACAUUAUUCGAUAGUGUAAUGAAAGUUAUUAGCUGA